AUGUGGAUUUCCCAGAACCCUCUUCACAGGUUGAAGAUCACUGGUCAUCUUCUCCAAGCAAUCCUUACCUUUAUCACGGGAUNNUGUUUCCUUACAAUGCCUGCUUUAAUGUAUCAAGUCAGUCAUCGAGAGCCACCGAAUAUCAAAGCACUCCUAACAGUCUGUAGUNGCAUAGUACCUUGCUGGACGAGGCUAUGGCGUCUCGCCAACCCUUACAUCUUCUUCGCGAUCGACUCAGUGUUCACUAUUUUCUGGAUCUCAGCAUUCGCUUCGAUGUGUGCCUGGACAGCCAAGGGAAUACAGAAAGGUGCUGCUGAGAAGAAGUUGAAGGCGAGCGACGCAUCUUGCUCAACCUUUGCUUUUGGGUCGACAUCAGCAUGCAAUCUUGCAAAAGCCACGACGGGUCUCGNNGGUAGCCUUGUGGUCAGUACAUUCUUGAACGUCCUCCAACGCUUGGCUAAUGUAUACAGCAUUCUCUUCCUGGCCGCAGCAGUCAUCUCUGGCAUUGAUGCCUAUAAGUUCUGGAAGUCAGGGAAUGUACGCACUCAGCCGGACGUCUAUGGUCAGACUCCUUCCCGUGCUUCUUCACCAGAGGGCAAAGACGAGUGGUCGCUUAGUACAGACGAUUUGCAUGGCGCGAAGAGUACGUAUGCUUCCGAUGCGUAUCAUGGCUGGGCCCAAGACCACGAACCUGCGUUCUCGGAGUCAGAUACUAUGGAGGGGCGUCAUCCUGGCCGCCACGUGAGGUAUGACAGCACGAAGUCGAUACCCUAUGAGAGGGAUCUCACACCUAGUGCCAUGAGUCCGACAGCAGAGUUGCGCUAUACAGGAAUCUUUCCUUCAGCGACAGCAAACUACAGCUUUUCGAGAGAAUGA
Messenger RNA from Aureobasidium musti, 876 nucleotides. The record is from the annotation of a GenBank genome assembly. NCBI's taxonomy places the organism in Eukaryota, Fungi, Ascomycota, Dothideomycetes, Dothideales, Saccotheciaceae.